This is a messenger RNA of Limanda limanda (common dab), 2613 nucleotides long. It is a transcript of the gene spire1a, whose product is annotated as spire-type actin nucleation factor 1a. Gene Ontology annotation, cellular component: cell cortex; cytoplasmic vesicle membrane. Gene Ontology annotation, biological process: actin filament network formation; establishment of meiotic spindle localization; cleavage furrow formation. The coding region runs from base 94 to 2469 and encodes 791 amino acids. Gene Ontology annotation, molecular function: actin binding. Lineage: Eukaryota; Metazoa; Chordata; Actinopteri; Pleuronectiformes; Pleuronectidae. The transcript is spliced from 18 exons. The record is from RefSeq and is a predicted model, not a curated record.
CAAGUCGGACGACUCACGGCCGUGCGGCUCCGACACAUUCACCUGGACACUCGAAACUCUUCUUCGGGGACAUGUGGCCACGGUGACGCCGCCAUGGCCAAGCGACCGGGCACCGACGCCGGGAUGCGGACACCGCCGACCCUUCUCCGGGACUUCGCCGCCAACCUGGGCUCCGGGAAUCUGUUGAACACGGACUGCGGGGACGGAGCCGAGGAGGUGUCCCUGGAGGACAUCCUGAGCCUGUACAGCCAGCCCAUCAACGAGGAGCAGGCGUGGGCCGUGUGCUACCAGUGCUGCCGGACGCUGGCGCAGAGGCACCGGAGGAAGAGCCCCAGGUCGGCGGGGGCCUCGGCCGCCGGGUGGCCGCGGAGGAUCGAGGGACCCGGGGACGUGAGGAUCGGGAGGGACGGCGCCGUGGAGCUGCGCUUCGGAGACAGCGCAGAUGAAUACACAUCGGCCCCAACGUCAUUAGAGGUAAUCGACUCACUGGGCGUCAUGAUCUACAAAGCUCUGGACUUUGGCCUCAAGGAAAAUGAGGAGCGCGAACUCAGCCCCCCGCUUGAGCGCCUGAUAGACAUGAUGACCAACAAUGAAGAAACGGAGAGCGACCCCUGUCCUGACGAGGGCUACGAGGCCACUGAGGAGGAGGAUGAGUGCGAAGGGGAGGAGGAGGAGGAGGAAGAGGAGCUCGUUUCCACUGCCACUACCGGCACAGUCGGCAGCAUUCGCGGCUAUCGAGAUAUUAUCUUGAUAUGUUCUUCCCACCUGCCCAGCCCAUCAGACGCUCCCAGUCACUACCAGGCCGUGUGCCGUGCUCUCUAUGCCGAGACCAGGGAGCUGCGCACCUUUCUGGAAAAGAUCAAGAAUGCCAAAGAGAACCUUCGGAAAAUGGAAGGUGAGACUCGGGAGGAAGCUGUUAAAGACCUCGAUGACCUGCAAAACGCUGACUGGGCACGGUUCUGGGUGCAGGUUAUGCGAGAUCUGCGAGACGGCGUAAAGUUAAAGAAGGUUCAGGAACGCCAGUACAACCCACUGCCCAUCGAGUAUCAGCUCACGCCCUACGAAAUGCUGAUGGACGACAUCCGCUCCCAACGUUACAAGCUGCGGAAAGUCAUGGUGAACGGAGACCUCCCUCCGAGGUUAAAGAAGAGCGCGCAUGAAGUUAUUCUGGAAUUCAUCAGGUCGCGACCUCCUCUCAACCCUGUUGCCGCCCGUAAACUGAAGCCCCACCCUGUGCGACCCCGGAGCCUCCACGAGCGCCUGCUGGAGGACAUCAAAGCUGAGAGGAAGCUCAGGCCCGUUUCAUCACCGGACAUGAUCCGCAAGACUCGCCUGGGUGCAGGGAAAAGCAUCAGCACUCCUCAGGACCUGUUCCGAAGCUCAGACACUCCCGACGCACCCAGGAAGUUCACUGUCAGCUCCCAGUCUCUGGCCAGCAGCACCAAGGGACCCAGUCAAGGUGGAGGCCUGCAGCCGCUCUGCCAGAGGAAGAGGCUGCUCAAGGCGCCCACGCUGGCCGAGCUGGACAGCUCCGAAUCUGAUGAGGAGACCUCACGGAGCAGCUCGAGUAUAUCCACGUCUCUAAUGGAGGACACGUCCCCAGAGUCCGUCACAGGGAAGAAGGCUCCUCCAAACUUCCUGCCCGUCUCCGCCACCCCGCAGCCAGACAAGCGUCGGUCUCCACGGAGGAGGCACACCCUGGAGAAGGACUCCCCCACCAGCGUCCGGCCCUUUGCGCCUCCGUCCAGACAGACCUCCAAGUCUCUGGUGGAAGCUGCCAGUGGAGCGCAGGGCUCGGAGGAGUUCUGUUACCCGGCGGAGUGUCUGGCCCUGACGGUGGAGGAGGUGAUGCACAUCAGACAGGUUCUGGUCAAGGCGGAGCUGGAGAAGUUCCAGCAGUACAAAGAAAUCUACAACGCUCUGAAGAAAGGAAAACUUUGUUUCUCAUGUCGGACCAAGAGGUUCUCCCUCUUCACCUGGUCCUACACCUGCCAAUUCUGCAAAAGGCCUGUCUGCUCCCAGUGCUGUACAAAGAUGCGUCUUCCAUCGAAGCCUUAUUCCACCUUGCCCAUUUACUCCCUGGGCCCCAGUGCUGUGGCUAAAGGCGAGGCAAGGAAUGCGUCCGCCGAGCCUGAGAAGAACCCGUUCGGUUCUGGAUUAAGUCGACACAGCCUACGCAGGAGUGUUAACAAAUCGUCCAAACAUGGCGGCGGCGGCAGCAGUAAAGACGAGCGGUCCGAGGACGAGCCGGAUCUGCCCAAGGAGCUGACGGAGGACUGGGUCGCCAUGGAGGUGUGUGUAGACUGCAAGAAGUUCAUCACGGAGAUCAUCGCAUCCAGCAGGCGCAGCCUGUGCGUGGCCAGCAAGCGCGCCCGCCUCAACCGCAACCGCAAAACUCAAUCCUUCUACAUGUCAUCGUCCAACUCCGUCAACUUCCGGCCCUCGGAGCGCACCAUCAACGAGGUGUAGCACUGCUCCUGUGCACUUUUGUUACGCUGAGUUUAUUCAUUCCAUGAAGAAUCAAAGUCUCCUCUUACGCUACACGGACUGGUUUACCACAGUUUAUGUAAAUAGUGAUUUUAAAAAUGAAGCCAUGAAUAUAUCCCACCCCAA